Brachypodium distachyon (stiff brome) is the source of this 1901-nucleotide messenger RNA. RefSeq lists its product as uncharacterized. Gene Ontology annotation, cellular component: nucleus. Lineage: Eukaryota; Viridiplantae; Streptophyta; Magnoliopsida; Poales; Poaceae. The record is from RefSeq and is a predicted model, not a curated record. The transcript has 10 exons. The coding region runs from base 12 to 1343 and encodes 443 amino acids. Gene Ontology annotation, molecular function: cysteine-type deubiquitinase activity; ubiquitin binding. Gene Ontology annotation, biological process: protein K48-linked deubiquitination.
CCGCCGCUGCAAUGGAAUCCGGUCCAGGGAAAGAAGACCGGGACGCCCGCAUCAAAAUACCGGCCCAUUGGCACAGGCCCGGGCAACGCGACUACUCAAACGCCCACGCCUCCACUGGGGCGCAGAGCGCUGUGCCAGCCGAUGGCUCCCCGCCGCCGCCGCGACCUGCUUCGCUCGUCGGUCCUCCCAAAGAGCGGGUCCAUGAGCAGGCUGGAGGCGGAAGCCGCGGCACAAAGGGAUCGAGCUCCGCGGCGGCGGGUGUCCACCAAAGGAACAAGAAGGUCGGCGGCGGCAUUCCUUCUCCGGCACUUUACCCUCCAAGCUCCGUGCGCAGGAGCCCCUCCAACCCGUUGGCUGACGACGAUGCGGCCUAUGGACCCGGAGCCGGGUUGUCAAGCCCGGCGGUGGGCAGCGACAAGGGGAAGGGGGUAGCGUGGAGGCAUCCGAUUGUGACGGAGACGAUGACGGCACCGCAGGAGGUGAGGCCGCCGCCCGACCCGUUCGACUGCAAACUGGUGUUCGAAGAGUUGUUUCAAGAGCAAGCGAAGAUCAAUCGGGUGAGUAGGCGAUGGGCCGAGCAGGAGGAGACGCAGAAGCAGGUGAAACCGACAGACGUCAAGGAGACGCUCUUCAGAAAGUUAAAAAACUAUUUCACCCGCAAGAAAGAGGAGAAACCAGGACAAUUCAUUGUGAGAACCCAGCCUAAAAGAGGGAAAUUGUUCUGGAGUCAGGUCAAGAAGAUUUUUGAUAGAGGAGGAAGGCAAUCAUAUGAGGAACAUGUGUGUUACCAGACAAUUCCCAUCAGGGAGGUCUGGAAUUAUUAUCCUCGUCUCCAUCAUAGGGCCAUGGGGCUUACCCCUUGCAGGCCGAGUCAUAUGGCCGUGGACCAAGCAGUAGUUCCUUUUAACGUGACGAGCCUUGAUGCAUAUUCAGAAUUUAGGCGGGUGCUUGGAGAUGGGGAGUGUUUCUACAGGAGCUUCAUAUUUUCGUACCUUGAGCAAGUUCUUGAUUGGCAAGACAUAAAUGAGGAAGACCGUCUUCUUGCUGUUGUUAAUAGAGUGGCUACACAACAUGCAAAUCUUGGAUGGACCUCUGAGUUUACCAGGAGCCAAAAAGCAUUUCAGAACCUGAUAAAGAAAGUAAUACGAUGGAAGACACAAGACACACAAGGCAGCUUUGCAACAACUGCUGCCGUAAAUAGAAACUUCUCAAGUUCUUCAACACCUAUGAUACAACGGAAGACAUUUUUGUUUUCCUCAGAUUACUGGCAGCUAUCUGGAUAUGCUCGCACAGUGAGGAGUAUGAGCCGCUUAUACCUGGGGUCAGAGGAAAUUACGAUUUGAAAAAUUGGUGCACUCAGAACCUUGUAUUAUCUCGUCAGUUUACGGACCAUGUUCAGAUGAGAGCCUUGGCCAGCGCGCUUGAGAUACCCCUCAAAGUGGAGCAACUCAGGGGUGUACCUGCUCAAGAUAUCUACACUGCUCCUGGAGUUUCUCGUGUGAGUGUGACCUUGCUGUAUACGGCCAUUCACUACGACAUCAUCUAUCCACGACCUCCUGAUGGUCAGCACAGUCCCCGGUGACAAAAUCCUGCUGACAAGGGUUCGACUGCUGCCUAUAAAUAUCAGCAUUUUCGAGAUUGGUGGUACAGAAUUAGAUAUACUCUUCGGAUGCACAAACUGCUGGUGGCCUGGUGCCAUUGCACUGAUCAAUGGCUGCUCCCUUGUCUGAAGAGUGUGAUAGGGAAGAACAAGUCGUGUUGUUUGAAUUGUAGGGCUGUGUGCAAUGAUUCUUUUGUGAUCACAUUCAUCUGUGCUAACAUUCUGCAAUUAUGGCAAAAAUUUAUUUCCUCUACAAGUGUCAUUAGCAAUCCAAUGUUGAAAAAACAUUCACUUACAAACA